AGCCGUUUCCCCCCGCUCGUUAGGGCGGCAGUUUCUGGCGGCGUCGGUCCGCCGGCGGGCGGGCGGUCCGCGCAUGCGGCGGAAGGCCGCCCCGGCCUUCUCCGCGAUGCGGGAGGCGCUGGUGAGCGAUGAGGAGCACCACGCCAGCUACCUGGACAAGCUUUGGGUGCCAGGCGCCUUGGUGCUGGGCGUCUUGGUGGGUCUGCUGAUGCCGGCGCCGCAUUCCUGGGGCAGCCGGCUCUCGGAGGUGCUGGGCUGGACCUAUUUUUGCGCCUGGUCCGUGUCUUUCUACCCUCAGGUAGUGCUGAACUGGAGGAGGAAAAGCGUGGUGGGGCUCUCGCUGGACUACCAGAUCCUGAAUGCUUUCGGCUUCGGCUGCUACUUCCUCUUCAACGCCCUGCUCUUCUGGGCCCCGGGCAUCCGCGCGGCAUACCGAGAGGUGCAUGAUGGGCAGGACAGCGGGGUGAGGCUCAACGACGUGGUCUUCGCGGGCCACGCCUUCUGUAUCACCUUGCUGACGCUUCUGCAGAUAGGGGACCCCUCAUACCUGGCCGCGCCUGGCAUGCCUUCGCAGAGCUCGGCCCAAGCAUCCCGCACUUUCGAAGACUCCAAGUGGCAGGCCAGGAUGGCUUCCCGUUCGCUGCUGCUGGCUGCUGCCUUCCUGCCCCGCUUUGGGGCCGCGCCCGCCGAGGCCGCCACCCGCGUGCGGCGCCCCCUUUCCAGCUCCAGAAGCACCGUUGCCACGGCGGCAGUGCCGGCGCCGCUGCAUUUGGCGGCCGGGCACGGGGUCUACGUGCCAGUCCAGCUGGGCAACCUCCAGGCGGCCCAUGGCUCUGCUGGGAGCUUAUGGACCUGGGUGGUGGCUGCGGCGGGCGCCUCCUGGCACGGCGUCACGCGGAACGCGCGGGGCGUGGAGCCGCGGCGGGCCGGGGGCGCCGGGAGCCGGGUGGUGGUGCCCCAGGAGGGCUACCAAACUGCCAGCGAGGAUGAGGCAGAGGCGGAGCCCGCAUCCGAGACAGCCCAGAUGCCCUAUGGCUAUGUGCCGUACCAGCACCCGCACCAGCAGUACCAGCAAUACCAGCAGUACCAGCAGUACCCCAUGCCCUUUGUGAUGGUGGCCAUGCCCGUGGAGGAGGCGUCGGGGAACGUCACGGACAGCCCGGCCGCCGGGAGCGUCGCGGCGGCCGCGCGGCCGCUUUGCCCGGGCCAGGUAGAGCGUGCAGCCACCCCCGACAGCGACUGGGCCUCUGCCGCCUCCGCCUCCAACGCUGCCACACCGUCAGCGUCCUACGCCUCGGCCACUUCUUUCGCGCCGCGGUGGACGAGCCGAGACUGCGAGUGGGCGAGCCGCCAGCUGGCGAACCCCUCCUUUGCCCGCCGCCAGGAGUUGAUGCAGCAGCUGGUGUCAGAAGCCUGGAGUCUUUCCAACAGCAAGCACGGAACCCGGCUCAUCCAGGACGCCUUGGACCAGGCGGAGUACGCGGAGCGCCUGCGCCUGGCUGCGGCCUUCCAGGGCAGGGUCUGGCAGGCGCUGAAGUCCCCGCAUGCCAACCACGUGCUGCAGAAGGUCAUCGCCCUGAUGCCCGUGGAGAAGAUCCAAUUCGUGGUGGAUGAGCUGGCGGGUCGGCUGGGGGAAGCCGCCAGGCAUCCCUUCGGCUGCCGGGUGCUGGAGCGGUUCCUGGAACACGCCUCGGCACAGCAGAACCAGGCGAUCUUGACCGAGCUGCUGCAACCUGCGCUUGUCCGGCAGAGAGAGAGACAUUUCCGGCCCGAGCGCAAAGUCUCGCGGGCCAUGCUGUGCGCCGGAAAACCUGUGGAGGCAGCAACACCGGAUGCCGUGUGCCGUUCGGCGGCUAUGCCUUUCGUGCCAGAGGACUUGAAGGCGACAGCUUCUUUCACCGACUCCUCCUUUGAGACCGUCCUGACCUUUGUGCUGCCGAAGCAGAUUUACAACCUUUUUUCUGAUUUGGAUACACUGUUCCUCGGGAACUUCACAUUGAAUCAGGAUCAGAAGAACACCGGCACUACGGAACCAUCCAGCAGCUAUGGAAAUGGGCAGGAUACGAACUGA
Effrenium voratum is the source of this 2071-nucleotide messenger RNA. The record is from the annotation of a GenBank genome assembly. NCBI's taxonomy places the organism in Eukaryota, Dinophyceae, Suessiales, Symbiodiniaceae.